GCGGAGCUCAAGAGCCCAGGGGAGUCUCAAAGUUUGUCUGGAGCCGUAGUGGGGAGUGGGCUUGUCGCGCGAGGACUUUCCUGGGAUGAGAGCUGCCUUCUUGCCUGCCUUUUGGAUGCACAGCCCGAUUUAACCCCUGCACCUCCGGCCCGAGCCCGGCAGGCUUGUCCUCCCCGGGGAUUCACAGAGCUCCGAGAACACGGGUCCCGGAGCUCUCGGCGGGGCUCUCCCGGGUUCUAGCGCCAGUGCCUAAGUUCCACGCGCGCACACUCAAGCACUCACGGAGAGAGGCGUCUCGCCGGCCGGCCCGUGGCGGCUCUGAGCGGUCCCCUCCUGCCUCAGCAUCCCCGGCCCCGCGGGGCUCCCACCGCCAUGGAGGUGCUGGAAAGCGGGGAGCAGAGCGUCCUGCAGUGGGACCGUAAGCUGAGCGAGCUGUCAGAGCCCGGAGAGACCGAGGCCCUCAUGUACCACACGCACUUCUCAGAACUUCUGGAUGAGUUUUCCCAGAACGUCUUGGGUCAGCUCCUGAAUGACCCUUUCCUCUCAGAGAAGAGUGUGUCGAUGGAGGUGGAGCCGUCUCCCACAUCACCAGCGCCUCUCAUCCAGGCUGAACACAGCUACUCCCUGAGCGAGGAGCCCCGGGCUCAGUCACCGUUCACCCAUGUGACUACCGGCGAUGGCAUCAAUGACGAGGAAGUGGAGAGUGAGAAGUGGUACCUGUCUGCAGACUUCCCUUCGGCCACCAUCAAGACAGAGCCAAUCACAGAGGAGCAACCCCCAGGACUCGUUCCCUCGGUCACUCUGACCGUCACAGCCAUUUCUACUCCUUUUGAAAAAGAAGAGUCCCCUCUGGAUAUGAGUGCUGGGGUGGAAUCCUCGUGCCAGACAAUUAUUCCUAAGAUUAAGUUGGAGCCUCAUGAAGUGGAUCAGUUCUUAAACUUCUCUCCUAAAGAAGCCUCCGUGGAUCAGCUGCACUUACCACCAACACCACCCAGUAGCCACAGCAGUGACUCAGAGGGCAGCCUGAGCCCUAAUCCACGCCUGCAUCCCUUCAGCCUGUCUCAGGCCCACAGCCCUGCCAGAGCCAUGCCCCGGGGCCCCUCUGCCUUGUCCACAUCUCCUCUCCUCACAGCUCCACACAAGCUGCAGGGGUCUGGCCCACUGGUCCUGACGGAGGAGGAGAAGAGGACCCUGAUUGCAGAAGGCUAUCCGAUUCCUACCAAACUGCCCCUGACAAAGUCUGAGGAGAAGGCCCUGAAGAAAAUCCGGAGAAAAAUCAAGAAUAAGAUUUCUGCCCAAGAAAGCAGGAGAAAGAAGAAAGAAUACAUGGACAGCCUGGAGAAAAAAGUGGAGUCUUGUUCAACUGAGAACUUGGAGCUUCGGAAGAAGGUGGAGGUGCUGGAGAACACCAAUAGGACUCUCCUUCAGCAACUUCAGAAGCUUCAGACUCUGGUGAUGGGGAAGGUCUCUCGGACCUGCAAGUUAGCCGGCACACAGACCGGCACCUGCCUCAUGGUCGUUGUGCUGUGCUUCGCUGUUGCAUUCGGCAGCUUCUUUCAAGGCUAUGGGCCCUAUCCUUCUGCCACCAAGAUGGCCCUGCCCAGCCAGCAUCGCCUGUCGGAGCCGUACACAGCCUCCGUGGUGAAAUCCAGGAACCUGCUAAUCUAUGAGGAACAUUCUCCCGUGGAGGAGUCAUCCAGUCCAGCCUCAGCUGGAGAGCUUGGGGGCUGGGACAGAGGCUCCUCCCUGCUCAGGGCGUCGGGGCUUGAGGCCCUGCCAGAGGUGGAUCUUCCCCACUUCAUCAUCUCCAACGAGACCAGCUUGGAGAAGUCAGUGCUGAUGGAGCUUCAGCAACACCUGGUCAGCAGCAAACUGGAAGGGAAUGAAACGCUCAAAGUCGUAGAGCUGGAGAGGAGAGUGAACGCCACCUUCUGAGGAGCCGUCCCGCCCUCCUCUUCCCCUAACUCCAGCUGCGCGUCCCCAGACUGCCUUGCCCAGACGCUUCCCCUUCACCCCUGGAUCUUGAGGAGGGAUGUGGACUAGUGCUAGUGGCUUGAGAUGGGAGGCCAGCCUGGGGGUUUCUGCUUUACGUCCGUCCCCAAUGGCUCUACCCAGAAGGGAGCCGGCACCUCUCCAUCCCUUUCCCUUACUGCCAUAGGAAAUUAUUUUAGGGGUGAAGGAGGGGUGGGACGAGCAGGCUUGUUUCCACCAGUACCCAGAAGAUACUGCCUGAUUCUUCCCGGUGAGGUGUGACUCUUGCGAAGGAGACAGGACUCGUGUCCAGUUGAGACCCCAGACUCUGGCCACAAAUAUGCCACACACGCGCCAGGGUGUGGCAAAGCACUGACUUCUGACCCCUCUUGCUCACUGGGACUCCAGUGUGACCCUGCCCCCACUGAGAGUACCCAAGUGUCAUUCCAGUCUUCUCUCUCCCGUUCUGCCCCCCCCCUGGAGCCCUUAUUGGCUGCCGGCACAGGCAGACAGGACUCCCACCAUUUUUUCAGGCCGCAAGUGCAAUUCCUGAAGGCAUCAGGCUCUUCUCCUCCAGGCCACCCUGCCCACUGUGUUGCUUGUAGGAUACCCCCUGACCCACCCACCCACACACCACACACAGCCUGCAGCCCCACGGGACAGUAGCUCUGUCUCCCUGGCCUCCCCUUUCUAUUUGUAAAUAGUAUUUAUUAGCUUGCUGACGCUCCCCGCUGACCAUAGCAAAAUUCCAUGAAAGCGAAGUCUUCUGUUGGCCUUUGGAACAGGAGAGUCCCCAGGAUCUGGGACCCCUAGUAUUUCUAGUUGAUGCCUUAUUUUCUCCUUUUCCUUUCUUUUUAAAAUUGGGGACCUAUAAGAUAAUCACUGCUGGGAGGUUCCCCUUGAGCACGUGUCCCCUGUUGGAUGAAUACAUGGGGAGUGAUGGAA
Molecule: messenger RNA, 2916 nt
Organism: Peromyscus eremicus (cactus mouse)
Lineage: Eukaryota; Metazoa; Chordata; Mammalia; Rodentia; Cricetidae
Gene: Creb3l2
Product: cAMP responsive element binding protein 3 like 2
Exons: 12
Coding region: 373-1935 (520 amino acids)
Biological process (GO): regulation of transcription by RNA polymerase II
Molecular function (GO): cAMP response element binding; DNA-binding transcription factor activity, RNA polymerase II-specific
Source: RefSeq, a predicted model, not a curated record